Patella vulgata (common limpet) is the source of this 10091-nucleotide messenger RNA. RefSeq names its product spectrin beta chain. Gene Ontology annotation, molecular function: structural constituent of cytoskeleton; actin filament binding; phospholipid binding. Gene Ontology annotation, cellular component: cell junction; cortical actin cytoskeleton; spectrin. The transcript is spliced from 48 exons. Bases 195 to 7418 code for a protein of 2407 amino acids. NCBI's taxonomy places the organism in Eukaryota, Metazoa, Mollusca, Gastropoda, Patellidae. Gene Ontology annotation, biological process: actin cytoskeleton organization. The record is from RefSeq and is a predicted model, not a curated record.
AAGAUGCGAUGGUGUAAUGAGGCUAGCUCUGGGUUCCCGCAAUCUUCUGUAGAAGCCGGCUAAAUAUUUAGUUUUACUGUAUCAGUUCGAUUGGAUUAGAGAUUGCAAAGAAGGUACUUAAACUUUGGAUUAUCGACCAAACGGUCCAUUAUUUUUCCAGGAUCGUAUUGGUUCUGAGUGAGCCGUGAGUGGCCAUGACGGAGAUAGAGUCGUACAGCAACAAUCUGCGAUGGGAUUCGCAGCCGAUGGAAGAGGAUUUUGAUGCUGGAAAUAAUUCCUCAAAAUUAUUUGAACGUUCCAGAAUAAAGGCAUUAGCAGACGAAAGAGAAAACGUACAGAAAAAGACCUUUCAAAAAUGGGUCAAUUCACAUUUAGUCCGCGUAGGAUGCAAGAUAGCAGACCUGUACGUGGAUUUACGAGAUGGAAAGAUGCUAAUGAAAUUACUUGAGGUUUUAUCAGGAGAACGACUUCCUAAACCAACCAAAGGAAAAAUGAGAAUUCACUGCCUUGAAAAUGUAGACAAAGCCCUCGGUUUCCUCCAUGAACAGAGAGUACAUUUAGAAAAUAUGGGCGCCCACGAUAUCGUGGAUGGUAGCUCACGACUCACUCUUGGUCUUAUAUGGACCAUAAUCCUUAGAUUCCAGAUCCAAGACAUUACAUUUGAAGAAUCAGAUAAUAGUGAAACAAAAUCGGCUAAAGACGCCCUACUACUGUGGUGUCAGAUGAAAACUGCCGGAUACCCAAAUGUUAAUGUUCGUAACUUCACUUCAAGUUGGAGAGAUGGCCUCGCAUUUAAUGCUCUCAUUCAUAAACACAGACCUGACCUUAUACAAUAUGAAAAACUACAGAAAUCUAACGCUGUACACAAUCUUAACAAUGCUUUUACCGUGGCUGAGGAAAAACUCAGUCUUACACCAUUGUUGGAGGCUGAAGACGUCAAUGUGGACUUCCCCGAUGAAAAGUCUAUCAUCACAUACGUUGUUACAUAUUAUCAUUACUUCUCUAAGAUGAAGGCUGAUUCAGUCCAGGGAAAACGUAUUGGAAAGGUCAUUGAUGGUUGUAUUGAUAGUGAGACUAAUGUCCACGAAUACGAGAGUUUGACCUCUGACCUGUUAGAAUGGAUAGAACAGACCAUCGUUAUAUUAAACGACCGACAGUACGCCAACUCUCUAACUGGUGUUCAACAACAACUUGCUGCAUUUAAUACAUACAGAAUAGUAGAGAAACCCCCAAAGUUUGAUGAGAAGGGCAACUUAGAAGUCCUUCUCUUUACCAUCCAAAGUCAAAUGAGGGCCAACAAUCAACGCCCUUAUUUACCCAAAGAGGGUAAAAUGGUUUCGGACAUAAACAAGGCAUGGGAACGGCUAGAACACGCAGAACAUGCAAGGGAACUGUCCUUACGUGAAGAACUGAUCAGACAAGAGAAAUUGGAGCAACUUGCUGCCCGAUUUGAUAGAAAAGCCGGUAUGCGUGAAACUUGGUUGAGUGAAAAUCAACGCCUUGUGUCAACAGAUAAUUUCGGAUCGGACUUGGCUUCCGUGGAAGCUGCUACAAAGAAACAUGAAGCUAUAGAGACAGACAUUAACGCCUACGAAGAACGAGUGAAGGCUGUUAAAGCUGUAGCCAGAGAACUAGAACAAGAAAACUAUCACGAUAUCGUGAGAAUAAAUGCCAGAAAAGACAAUGUUAAUCGUUUAUGGGAUUAUUUAUUAGAAUUGUUACGAGCUCGUAGAAUGCGACUUGAAUCAACUCUUAGUUUACAGAAAGUAUUCCAAGAAAUGUUAUACAUUCUCGACUGGAUGGGUGAGAUCAAAGCUCGACUAUCGUCAGACGAUUAUGGUAAACAUCUGAUGGGUGUCGAAGAUUUACUACAGAUACACAGUCUAUUGGAGGCAGACGUCCACGUCGUAGGUGAACGUGUUAAAACCGUUAAUGGUAUGGCCAGUCGCUAUGUAGACGGCGACAUACCAGAACUCUCAGGUUACCAUCCCUGUGAUCCAGAAAUGGUAAAAGAACGUACGACCACACUGGAAUCAGCGUACGCAGAACUAGAACAGUUAGCGGCAGACAGACGCGCUCGUCUGGAAGAGUCGUGUAAAUAUUGGAGAUUCUCAUGGGAAAUUGCAGAUGAAGAAGGUUGGAUUAAAGAAAAGGAACAACUUAUGUCAUCACCAGAGUUGGGACAUGAUCUCACUAGUGUCACCUUACUUUUAUCCAAACAUAAGGCUAUUGAGGAUGAGAUGACUGCCCGCCAUUCCCAUCUGAAGUCCGUGACCCAGGUUGGUGACGAUCUCAUUGAAGCUGGUAAUUUCGGAGCAGACAAGAUUCAGCAGAAUAUAGAUGAGAUUAAUCAACAAUGGGAAAGUUUAAUAGAUCUAGCUGCUUAUCGCAAAAAACGCCUCUUAGAGGCUGUCGAUUUCUAUCAAUUUUUCGCAGAUGCGGAUGAUGUAGAUACAUGGAUGUUGGAUACAUUACGUAUGGUAUCUAGUGAAGAUGUUGGUAAAGAUGAAGCCAGUGUUCAAUCUCUCCUUAAAAAACAUAAGGAGGUAACAGAAGAACUGAAGAAUUACCAAACAUCUAUCGAAGCAUUACAUGAACAAGCUGCCGGUCUCGGGGAACAAGACCGAGAAUCACCUGAUGUACAGAGUAGAUUAGGUAGCGUAGACAGAAGAUAUCAAGAAUUAUUGGAACUUGCUAAACUGCGAAAACAGAGACUUCUCGAUGCCCUUUCGUUAUAUAAAUUAGCCAACGAAGCCGAUGGUGUUGAAACAUGGAUUGACGAAAAGGAGAAAUUCCUUACAACCAUAACUAUGACCGAUGAUAUUGAAGAAUUAGGCAUAAUGAAACAUCGCUUUGACAGCUACGAGCACGAGAUGAAUUCGACAGCUUCUAAGGUAGCUGUUGUUAAUCAGCUGGCCCGUCAACUAUUGACAGUAGAACAUCCUAACGCCGAGGAAGUUAUUACAAAACAAAAUCAGCUCAACCAAAGGUGGAACAGCCUUCGGGAACAUGUGGACCAAAAACGAGGCGAAAUCGAUCUUUCUCACGGACUUCAAAAUUUCCAUAUUGAAUGUAAUGAAACAAUUAGUUGGAUUAAUGAGAAAGCUAAGAUUAUAGAAUCAACUGAAGAUUUAGGUAAUGAUUUAGCUGGUGUCAUGACUCUACAGAGACGACUCAGUGGUAUGGAGAGAGAUUUAGCUGCUAUUGAAGCUAAGUUGGAGAAUCUCCAGUCGGAAGCCGAUAGAUUACAAGAAGAGAAACCAGAAGAAGCUCAGGCUAUUCGUGAUAAGAUCGCGGAAAUUAACAGUGUCUGGCUGGAUCUUAAAGACAUGUUGAAGGACCGAGAUGAGAAAUUAGGUGAAGCUGGAGAAUUACAACGUUUCCUUGCCAGUUUGGAUCACUUCCAACAAUGGUUGGCCAGAACACAAACAACCAUUGCUUCCGAAGAUACCCCAACAAGUCUGGCCGAGGCUGAGAAACUUCUCAAUCAACAUCAACAGAUCAAAGACGAGAUUGACGCCUACGCACCAGAAUAUCAGAAAAUUAAAGAUUAUGGCGAUAAAGAAACAGAGGGACAGACUGAUCCUCAACAUAUGUUCUUGGCACAGCGUCUACAAGCUCUAGACGAUGGUUGGCAUGAAUUAUUACAGAUGUGGGAGAACAGACAACAACAUCUGUCACAGAGUCUUAACUAUCAGAUGUUCUUACGUGAUGCUAAACAAGCCGAAGUAUUAUUGAAUCAACAAGAGAAUUUUCUUUCUAAAGAAGAUGUUCCGAGUUCAGUCGGGUUUGCCGACAAGCAGAAUUCUGUACAAUCUGCGGAGAAUUUGAUCAAACGCCAUGAUGCCUUUAUUACUACGAUGGAAGCAAACGAUGAGAAGGUUAAUGCCGUUUGUAAUUUUGCUGACCGCCUUAUUGAAGACAAUCAUUUCGCUGCUGACAAAAUCGCUAAAAAAGCAGAAAACAUCAGUGAAAGGAGAGAUGCAAAUCACCAGAAAUCCAAUGAACAACUUGAUAGACUUAAAGAACAAUUACAGAUGCAACAAUUUAUACAAGAAUGGGACGAGCUUAAUGAUUGGUUGAAUGACAAGAUGGCCGCCGCCCAUGACGAAUCUUACCGAGAUGCUAAGAAUCUCCACAGUAAAUACAUGAGACAUCAAGCUUUUGAAUCAGAAAUUGCUGCCAACAAAGAACGACUAGAAGCCAUUAAACAGGAGGGAGAAGAAUUGAUGAAGAACAAACCUGAGAUGAGAGAACAGAUCGGACCAAUGUUACAAGAAAUAGACAGCCAAUGGGAGAAUCUGGAAGGUACCACCAAAGCCAAGGGAGAGAAACUAUUCGAUGCCAAUAGAUCGGUGCUCUACACCCAGAGUUGCGAUGAUGUCGAUGGAUGGAUUAACACCAUUGAGUCGCAAGUUAUCACAUCAGAAGACUUUGGUAAAGAUCUUACCACAGUUAACCUUUUGGUUCAGAAACAAAAUAUGAUGGAGAAUGAGAUGAAAAUAAAAGAACAACAAGUACAGGAAUUAGAAUCUCAGGCCGUUCAUUUAAAACGAUUAGAACCCGACAGAGAAGCCGAGAUAGAGGCUCGUAAAGCUCUUGUUGCAGAAAGAUUCGCCAAAAUCCAGAGACCUUUAGUCCAGAGACGAAAUCAACUGGAGAAGGUGAAGAGAAUUCAUCAGUUUAUGCGUGAUAUCGAGGAUGAGAAAUUAUGGAUAGAAGAAAAGAAACCAUUGGCUGAUUCUACUAACUAUGGAAACAGUCUACUGAGCGUGCAACUGCUGAUCAAGAAAAAUCAAACGCUACAGAGAGAAAUCGAGAAUCACGAACCUCGUAUACGAUCGGUGUGUGAUAUCGGCCAGGAAUUAAUCGAUGAAGAACAUCCACAAUCUGAAGAAUUUUCUGGUUUAAUGAACGACUUAGUACAAAGAUGGCAGGAAUUGAAGGAUUCUGUUGAUGCUAGACGUGACCGAUUACAACUUUCAGAAACAGCACAACAAUACUACUUCGAUGCCAAUGAGGCCGAGUCGUGGAUGAGUGAACAAGAGUUGUAUAUGAUGGGAGAAGAUCGAGCCAAGGAUGAGACGGGAUCAGAGAAUAUGAUGAAGAAACAUCAAGUAUUAGAAAACGCUGUCGAUGAUUACGCUGAUGUUGUUCGACAGUUGGGUGAACGAAGUAGAAACUUAAUAGAAACGGAACAUCCUGAUUGUGACCAAGUUGCCCUUCGACAAUCUCAGAUCGAUAAAUUAUACGCUGGUUUACGAGAUUUAGCCAACGAGCGUAGAGGUAAAUUAGGAGAAGUUUUAAAAUUAUAUUCCUUACAUCGGGAGAUUGAAGAUUUAUUACAGUGGAUUGCAGAAAAAUCUGUACAUGCUGGUUCUAAUGAUCCAGGUCAAGAUUUUGAACAUGUCACAUUAUUAAAAGAACGAUUCCGAGAAUGGGCUCGUGAGACAGAAGCACAAGGUAAAGACAAAGUGUCCGCUAAUAAUGAGGAAUGUGACCAAUUAAUGCUGGCCGAUCAUUCGGAUUCGGCUACGAUAGCAGAAUACAAAGAUCAGGUGAACGAAGCAUGGACCGAUUUAUUGGAAUUAAUCGACACAAGAACGCAGAUGUUACAGGCAUCAUGGGAAUUACAUAAAUACUGCUCAGAUUGUAAAGAUACGUUAGAAAAUAUUUAUGAAAAACAACACCAAAUACCAGAAGAACUUGGUAGAGAUGCUCAGAGUGUUGCCGCUCUACAGAGGAAACAUGCCAACUUUGAAAAUGAUUUAGUCACGUUAGGUCACCAGGUUGAAGCUAUUCAAACAGAAUCCUACAGAUUACAAUCCGCGUAUGCUGGAGAACGAGCUCAGGAUAUACAACAACGUGAAGCUGAGGUGAUUGAAGCGUGGAGAAAUCUACAUAUAACAGUUGAACGAAGACGCAUGCAACUCGCAGACUCUAGUGAUCUUUAUAAAUUCUUCCUGAUGGCUCACGACCUGAGAUUGUGGAUGGAUGAUAUCCAGAGACAGAUGAAUACACAAGAAAAACCAAGAGAUGUAUCUGGUGUAGAAUUAUUAAUGAACAAUCAUCAGAGUUUGAAAGCUGAGAUCGACGCUAGAGAAGAGAAUUUUGCUAUCUGUAUUAAUCUGGGUCGUGAUUUGUUAUCUAGAAAACACUACAGAUCAGAGGAGGUACGAGAGAAAUUGAUUCAACUAACACUCCAGAGAUUGGACAUGACCGAACAAUGGAGUGACAGAUGGGAACAUUUACAACUGAUCCUCGAAGUCUAUCAGUUCGCUCGGGAUGCUUCUGUAGCAGAAACAUGGUUGAUGGCUCAAGAUCCUUACUUAAACAACCAAGAUCUGGGAGAAACAUUAGAUGCUGUUGAAACACUCAUCAAAAAACACGAGGCUUUUGAAAAAUCAGCUGCUACACAAGAAGAAAGAUUCGCAGCUUUAGAAAAAUUAACAACCUUUGAAUUAAAAGAUAGAGAAAAGAGAAAGCAAGAAGAAUAUAAUAAAGCACAUCCUGAAGAAGUGGCUAGAAAUAAGGAAGCCGAAAGACGACAAUAUAUCCAGGAAUUCUUACCACCGCCAGAACCUACGCCAGAACCAGAACCUGUACGUGAAUUAUCAGCAGAAGGUUUAUCUGUUUCUACUGAACGAGGAACUGGAGAUGAUGGCGCUAUGACCAGCAGCGGAGAAAAGGAAGCAGAAUUAACGCCAGGAACCAGCAAGGAAAAACCUCAAACAAAACAAAUGGACAGAGAUGUGUCGACACCCAAGUCAGCACCAAAACGAGAACAAUUAUCACCGUUGUCGUCACCUGAAUCGCCGGCUGCAUUCUCGCCGUCACCUAAAGCAUCUCCACGAUCACAAUCCACUAAAGAGAAGAAAAGAUCACGAUCGAAAUCACCGUUUGGAAAAUUUUUCUCUCGAAAGAGAGACCAAGAUAACGAAGAAGAACAAGCAUCAGGUGGAGGAGAUGUCCCACGAGAAGAAGGUAUGCUGACACGUAAACAUGAAUGGGAAUCAAGUGACAAGAAGGCUGGAAACAGAUCGUGGGAUAAAGUCUAUACAGUUUUAUCUGGGUCACAAUUAUCGUGCUACAAGGACCAGAAACACGCAAAAUCGGAUCCUAAGAAUCGUAUACAUCAUGAGCCAGCUAUUGAAUUACUCGGUGGACAAAGUAAUGUGGCGUCUGACUACACCAAACGACCAUCUGUAUUCCGUUUAAAACUUGCCAAUGGUGGUGAAUAUUUAUUCCAGGCAAAGGAUGAUACUGAGAGAGAUACAUGGAUUUUACGUAUAAAUGGUUGUACAGGAGGAGAGGGUGCCAGUAUGCCAUCACGUUCACAGACGCUUCCAGCACGUACAGACGAGUCAAAGAAAGAGGAACACAAAAAACGCAGCUUUUUUACGCUGAAGAAAAAGUAAAUUAAGGACAUUUAAUGACUAAAUAUGGGCAUAAUGCUUUGGAUGGAAUCUCGAACCACACAAUAGAAUACUAAGGAAGAAGAAACGCCAUCUUAAUUCCCUGUGAGAAGUAGUGAUCAGCAUUUUUAGAUAGAAUAUAUAUAUCGACAUCUAUUGUAAUUUAUUAGACUGAAACAAAACUGGAGAAAUUAUCAUAACCGACACUCGGAGUAAAAUACAUUUUAAAUUUUUUUUUUUUUUUUUUAACUUUUUAUUUUCUUUAUAGUAUUUUUAAUUUGUAUAAUUCACGCAUUUUUAAUCGUUCUUUAUGACUCCAGCUAUUAACAUUGGGAUGUGAAUUAAAAUUAACAUUCCAUGUUCUGUGAUUUCGCUAUAUGUACACUACACUUCACCUGCAUGCUUCUUGCCGCCUACCACCAUCAGACACAAGACAGGAUGCAGACGUGAACAAUGGAUGUCAUCGAUCAAGGGAAGAAGAAGAAAAAUAAUUUUAGAUUAUUUUUUUUUAGUGUGGACAAUCGUUUUGGAUAAUUUUAUUAUCGCUGAAACUGUUUAAAUGUUGGGAUCAGAUUCUAUUCAAAGCAGGAUCGAAGCUGCCUGCUUGUUGUAGAAACAAGGAAUUGCUUUUUUUUUUAAAAGAAGUGUUAUAAUGACUUUCAUGCUGUGCUGAAUCUGAUGGAGCUAUUUAUAGAUAGAGAUACGAAUGGAAUAUCAUCGUCGAGGAAACUAGUUUGGAAUAUUAGGAAAUAAAGAAAGUAGAAAAUAAUCAUUAUUCGUUUGUUAGAUUUUUCGCGUUUUCAUCUUCUACGGUCUUCAUCUGUUGGACGUCGUCGUCGCAUUCCAUCUAUGCAAGGCAGAUGUAAAUCUAGUUUCAGCUCGUGUCGUUAACUUGUGGCCUCGCAGACGUUCAGGUGUUUACAACAAGACGUCCUUUUUAGACUCAUCUACAUUGCUUGGAUACCGUUGUUAUGGUUACUAAGCUGUUGUCAUGGUAACGCCUCCAGUGACCUGUACAAGUUAUAACCAAUCAUGUAUUUGUGACUCGUAUAUAAACAUAUAUAUAUAUAUUUAAUCUGUUACGUUUAAUGAACUUCAGUUCACUUAUGUAAUGAGCUCUACUUUGGUUUUUAUCCAAUUUCAUGCUUUUCACGUGAGCGAAAGCCGAGAAACACUUUAACAAAAUCUCUUAACUAGACACGUCACAUGAUUUCAUUGAUAGACAUUUGAUUAAAGAAAAAUGGCUUAAGAAAAUCAUGUUUUCGUAUAUAUGACGAAAAUAGUCUUGUUUGUCAAGUUUUGUUAUAAUAAUGGCAAAAGAAACUUUAUAACUAAAUCUCUUUACUGGAAAGACAACAUGAUUUUGUUGGUAGACAUUAUACUACAGAAACCUAUGGUUAGAAAAGGCCAAUCACAUUUCCGUUUAUAAAUUACGAAGUUUCGUUAAAAUGUCUCUCGGCUUAUUAUUACAACUUUAAUUGUAGAUAGUGUAAUGACUUUGAAAAAAAAGAGUGUUGUAAUUUUCAAGAGAAGACUCUGUUUAGUAUUAAAUGGUAGCUUUCGUGUAUGAAAUGUAGUCUUUAUUAUAAAUUUAUUGUUGGGUUGUGUUGAAUUGUUAAAGAGUUACAAUGUACCGAGAUGGGUGGGAAUAUCGUGGUGCAUGGAUUAUUUUUUUUUUUUUAAAGUAAAUUUAGAGCCUUUUUGCUCUAAGGACUCUUGUUGUAGACUUUCUUUUAAUAUUAUUAUUAUUACUUGAAAUCAUGUUAUUUUAGCCUUUCAUUAAUUAAUCAAUCAAUUGAUAUAUCAUAGUAGAAUUUGCUCCAACGGUUUUUUUUAAAACUUUUUUUGGUUUUAAUUACUCGUAGAUUUUGCAUCUUUUUAUAAGCGAGGGUAUGAGGAUACCGUCUUUAAAUGACAUAAUCGUACCCAGUGCCUGUAAAAAUCAGUGUACAAAAUAUUUGAGAUAUUGAAACAAAAAAAAAAGUGAUUUCAUUUGUCGUUAAAAUUUCAUCAUUUUUAAUAAUGGUCGCUGUUUUAAUCCUUUAAUCCAUCAUUAAGCAAAAUGUAGUAUCCAAUUUUAGUGUGCCAUCAUCUGAUAUCUAUAUAUAUAUAACAUAUUCCAUCAAUUAUAAUCAGUAAAUGUAGUCUAAAUGUAAGCCACUCUUUCAUUCUUCAUGUUGAACCAAUGGUAGACCGUAUGAUUUACCAAUCAGUGGUUAGACAUGAUUCGAGUCCAGUCUCACUUAACCAGUGGGUAUAUUCUCUUACGUAAUUUGGACUCUCUAUCAUUUGAAAAUUGGAAUGGGAUAAAAACCGGAGUGGGAUUGGUCGGGACCAAUUCAUUCUGCAAAAUCGCAUGAAUGGAGAAAAUGAUCUCCAAAAAUCAUAUGCUUCCAUCCGGUAGAAACUAAUUGGAGAGUCCAGAUUUCUUAAUAGAAUCCACCUUAAUUGUUAAAUCUUAGGAUUUGAAAGAGCCUAGUUAAUUGAGACUAGAUACAAUUCAUGGUAAAUUGCACUUGACUGUUUUUAUGUUGCAUAAUGAUUGUAUUGUUAUUUACCGUAUGUAAACCUAAUUCUCUAAUCUCCUGAUAUGUGCUUUUUCCCAUUCAUAUCUGGUUCGCUGCUUUCACCAUGUUUUGUAUUUGCUUAAAAACAUAAAAUAUGAGAUACAUGUCA